AUGCACAGGCACCAGCCCAUGUGCAGGGGAGGUGAAGAGGAGCAAACCGCACCCAGGGACUGUCAUCUCGAUGCUGCACGUGCUGUGGUUGAGCUUCGCGCCAAGCGCUGUGCAGACCUUAUAAGUGCUGGGCGGCAAGCUGGGCUCUUGGUGCUGUCUCCUCAAAGUCAUCAUGGAAAAGCCAAACCAACUGCUCCGCUGGAUGCCGUCCUACGGCACUUAUCCCCACGUCUGGGAUACACUGCUCCUGUAUCCUUUCUGAUCUGGGGCUGGGGUGAGAAGGGAGGAGGGGGCUAUACCCUGGACAACGAUGUCGUCACCACAGAGCAAAGGCAGUUCUAUGAAGACAAUGGGUAUCUGCUCAUUAAGAAGCUCGUUUCUGACGAAGACAUUGAACGCUUCAGGAAGGAGUUUGUGAGGAUCUGUAACAAGGAGGUGAAUCCACCGGGAGUUCUGAUAAUGAGAGAUGAGAUCUGCAGACCCAACUUUGUUCAGCUGGAAAAAACAGUUAAUAAAGUGCAUGAUUUCCGGGAAGAUGAAGAGUUGUUCAGAUACUGUAUUCUGCCAGAGAUCCUAAAAUAUGUUGAAUGCUUCAUAGGGCCAAAUAUAAUGGCCAUGCAGAUGAUGCUGAUAAAUAAGCUUCCAGAUCCUGGUAACCUGAGUUCUCGCUACCCCGUGCAUCAGGACUUGCAUUUUCCCUUCCGACUCACGGACCGCAUCGUGUGCUCCUGGACCGCCAUGGAGAGGGCCAACCAGGACAACGGCUGCCUGGUCGUGCAGCCAGGGACACACAAGGAGCCUCUGAAGCCUCAUGGCUAUCCCAAGUGGGAGAGUCCGCCAAUCAAAUUUUUCCAUGGGCUGCUGGAUUACAAUGAGAAGAGUCCCAGGGUGCACAUUGUCAUGGAGAAGGGAGACAAGGUGUUCUUCCAUCUACUUAUUCAUGGCUCCAGAGCAAACAAGACAUCAGGUUUCCGAAAGUGAUGCCUUAUUUCCUGUCACUUCGCCAGCUCAGAGUGCUACUACAUUGACGUAAAGAACACGAUCCAAGAGCACCUGGAGAAAGAAAUGAUUGAAUUUGGACAGGCAAAAUAUAAAGUGACUUCUGCCUCAGACCUUGUGGAUAUUUGGAAGAAGCGAGCAAAGGUCGUGCAAGGAGAAAGAAUUAAUCUUUAA
Fulmarus glacialis (Northern fulmar) is the source of this 1173-nucleotide messenger RNA. RefSeq names its product phytanoyl-CoA dioxygenase, peroxisomal-like. Lineage: Eukaryota; Metazoa; Chordata; Aves; Procellariiformes; Procellariidae. The record is from RefSeq and is a predicted model, not a curated record. Gene Ontology annotation, molecular function: phytanoyl-CoA dioxygenase activity. Gene Ontology annotation, biological process: fatty acid alpha-oxidation.